This is a messenger RNA of Microplitis demolitor, 4665 nucleotides long. Its product is annotated as cilia- and flagella-associated protein 43-like. Gene Ontology annotation, biological process: cilium assembly. Gene Ontology annotation, cellular component: axoneme. The record is from RefSeq and is a predicted model, not a curated record. Bases 1 to 4665 code for a protein of 1554 amino acids. Gene Ontology annotation, molecular function: protein binding. Lineage: Eukaryota; Metazoa; Arthropoda; Insecta; Hymenoptera; Braconidae. The transcript is spliced from 3 exons.
AUGCCGAGCUUAAGAGGACCACGACACGAAGAGGAACCAGACCAAGACCAAGACCAAGACCAAGACCAAGACGCUCAAGAUGGAAGAGACGGUGAAGAUCGAGAAGAAGAAGAAAAGAUAGGUUAUAGACAUGGAGACUGGACAUCUGCUUGGAUACGAGGCGGAGAGAUUUCUCAAGCCGUUUGGGUUGAUAAGCAAGUCCUCGUCUGGUGCUCGGGGGUUCACCUGGUCUUCUAUGACGUUGAGAGUAACCGAGAGACCGUUUAUUUGUGCUCAGAAGCCGAUGGGGUUUGUUCUAUCGCCGGAAAAGUUUCUCUUCAGCUACUGGCAUUCGCCGAGAGAUGCUCGAGGCCCAGAAUACUUGUCUACAAAUAUCCAGAGAUGAAGUUGUUGGCCAAGUGCCAAGAAGGUACAGAGCUUGCUUAUCUAUCAACUGCAUUUGCUACUGAUUAUUUAGUAUCUUUAACAUCUUCCCCCACUUAUUCGCUGGUCAUCUGGGCCUGGAGAACUGGAGAAAAAUUAUACGAAACCGAAACUCCGAUCUGGGACUUCAAGAGCCAGAUAAUACGAGUUUCUGAAUCUCCAUCGAUUUCCAUAGCCCAAUUAGGAGACUCCGGGAAAUUAUUCGUGUGGAAACUGAUAUCUGGUUCAAAAAUAUUUAUGACUGGAGAAGAAAUAAUCCUGCCCAGUGAAGCUACCCCAGUUUACCUUGACUGGUCACCAGAUGCUGAGCUGGCAAUUGUAGACAGACACGGACAUGUCUACAUCUCCAACAAAGAAGGGAUAAAUCGUGUCGUACUCUCCCAACACUGCGGAAUUUGUUCAGUGUACGAAGUUCCCUCCAUCUGCUGGUUCCAAGGCGGACUUAUGCUCAAAACAACCUUCUGCCAAAUGAGAUUAUACAAAAAAAAUCAGCAGAACGUUUGGCAGCGGCAGCAGUACCUCAAGUCCAACUUGAAACCCCAUAUCCUUCUUCCCCACCCAGCUGACAGUCAAAAAUUAUUUUAUUUCACCACCGAAGGCUAUUUGAUGCAAUUGGAUUUAAAUGACAAAGAAUUACUGACUCAUGUAAAAUUAUACUACGGCAGAAUUUAUCAGUUCGUCGAUUUGAUUUAUCCCUGGGGUCACCAUGCGGCUCUCAUUGACAAUAAUUGCCUAUCAAUCAUAAGUUUAACAGACGGCAACGCAGUAAGUAGCCUUGCUUUGGAAAUAAACGGCCUCGUUACUAAUCUCAAGUCCCAUGUAGAUUUCCCGCUCGUAGCAUUGACUUCUGACGCUGGAGAGCUUGCUCUCGUAGCUGUGCACAUUCCCGAUCAUCCUUCUUUACUCUUUAAGUACAAUCUGCAGAGACAGAGCCUAGACUUGAUCAAAUUUUCCGCCUGCGGAAGACACGUCGUGGCCGCUGAAGCCUCCGGCAACUGCUACUGCGUCUCCAUCGGUGAGGAUCCGUCAAGUGUCGCCUGUUUGAAAAUAAAUCAACGAGUCAUAGACAUCAAUUGCUUUGCCGAUAAGAUCACUGGAGACAUCAAAAUAAUUGCCCUGAUCCUGACUUCCUCCCAAGCUGAGACAGGACACUGUCUGAUGAUCUACAGAGUCCCCGAAGGGUUCGAGGAAUUAAUUGAGCUACCAAAGUCCUACCAGGCUUUGAAUUUUGUUGGCAACGAGUUGAAGCUGAUAGCUACUCCCUAUUUAUCGCGAGAAAUAUAUGUAUUUAGGUUGGAAGGGUCCAGGCUGUGUUUAGUUGAUUUUUUGGUGACGGAGCAUCAGCUGAGACACUUAAAACUAGACGGCAAUCGUUUUUGUGUAACUGCAGCUGGCUCUGAUGGGAUGAUAACUAUUUUUAGUGAACGAGAUUAUUCCAAGUAUAUUAUUUUAUUGUCACACCACAGAAAGGAUCUGGGAGUGUCUAGAGCAAUUUGUAGCGUCUCUGUGGACUCGGUAAUUGCCUUAGGACGUGAUGGUUCUCUGGUAUGUUUAAAAUCUCCCGUUACUUCGAGUUAUAACACUAAAAAUAAUACAAAUUUUGAUGAUUAUUUUUCUUUGAAUCCUGGGAUAUAUCAACUGCUCUCGCGGGAGUGCCUAAAAAUUCCUGUGGACAGUAAUCAGACCUGGGAAGAGUGGAACAGUGAGCGGGAAAAAUUAAAAGAGGAGCUGGAGUGCAGGAAAAAAAAAAUGGAAAUCAAGAGCGAGUUAUUGGAACUGAAAAAUAAAAUCCAGAAGAUGUUGGAUAAGAAUCAGAACUCCAAGGAAAUAGAACGAUUGCCUGUUGGCUUUUUUGAUCUCGCGCGAUUUCCAAGGGAACAAAAGAUAAAGGCCGGUAAAGAAGAGCGCGAAGAUCUGAGGCUGAAAUUCAAAUUUGAGUGCGAUGCAAUGGAUAAAGUGUCCAAGUGGAUUAAAAUAAACUUUUGGGAUCCACAUAAAGUUAAACCCAAGUCAGUUUACUCGUUUAGUGACACUGUGAUAACAAAUUAUCCGUCAAUUGAGGACCCCGCGGACGAAGGAGUGCUUGAGUGGAUUGAUGGGCUCGAAGAAAGUGUAAAAAUGAACGUUAAUACCCGGAUAAAUAGUGUCGGCCGUGAAUCAAAACACUAUUCUCUUGUGAAAAGUACAUACAAGAGUAGUAAAGAUGAGAAAUCAGUCAUAGAGAGUCUGAUGAUUGAUGACGACGAGCUAGAAGACCAAGAGUUGAGGCUCAGAGAAGAACGAGCCACUCAGGGGACAACGACCCACAGAUUUAUUCAGACUCACUUUCAGCAUUCCCAGUUUGACAAUUACUGUCUUGAGGAGUUUUCAUUUGUCAAUAAGUGUUUUCUGCAAGACAUUCGGAGACUUGAAGAUUAUUUCAACGAAAUGUUCGGGAAGAUUUUCGAUGACAAACGGAAAGAAGUCGCUAAGAUCGAAGAACUGAAGAAGAAGUUGAAGUUCAUCAGCACGGAAAUGAAACUGGUGUUUGACAAAACGCUUUUGGUUGAUGAUUUUGAACACCAGUGGAGGGGAGAAGAAAAUCCUGAGUCGGUCAUUAGACUGAAAGUUGGACUCGACGAGGUUAGAAGUGAAGUCGGAAUGGAUGAUGGUAAACAGGAGUAUGUAAAUGUUAAUGCAGAUGCAGAAGCUGAGAGAAUCAGAUUGAAGGAGUUGACUGAUGAGUUUCGUGAGAAGACGAUGGCGAUGAUGGACGGCGUUGAUAUGCGCUGGGAGGAUCUUUUCAUGAAGGAAAUAACGCGACCUAGAUGUAUGGAAGUAAAGAGUCCUGAACAAUAUGACGUCCAAGAUGUAUUGACUGUUGAAAAAUAUGAAAAACAAGUUUUUGCAUUGAAUUUUCAGCGGGAAAAGUACCGCAGGAUUCUGGAAAAUGAUUUUCAGAACACUGCUAAAAAUUUGAAAGAGACAAUAAGCGAUUUCAAUAAGCGCUGUCAUGAUUUUUUUGAAGUUAAAAUCAAAAUCGACGCGGCUAUUGGCCAGAUAAAUUUACUUCGUUAUCGCGGGUUUAUUUCUUUUGCUAAAAAAUUUGAAAUGCGGUAUGAGAUUCAGAGAAUUGAAAAAUUAAUUGGCAACAAAAAGGCGGCUAUUGAAAUUAUUUUUGAAAACAAUUCAGAGCUUCAAAAACUAAUUUUCGAAUUGAAGGACAAGAGGCGAAUUAUCGAAAAUGAAGAAAAAAAUUUUUUGGAAAAGGUGCGAAAGGAAUUUAUCGGAAAAUAUGGAAAAUUAAUUUUUGAAGCUAUGAAAAAAUAUUUAAAGUCACAGUUUCCAGCACGGGCGAGUGCUAAUGACUUACACGAGCUAGCAAAGUGUGUGAGAGGUGAGAAAUUUGAAUAUUUAUUUGAAGACGAUUGCGUGGAUUAUUUAAAGAGGAUUGAAUUGAUGGAAGAACCAGAAGAUUUACCAGAAUUUAUUUCACCUGAGCAUUGGAAUUAUUUUGUUGGAUUUAAGAGGAAGAAAGUAGAAAUAGAAUUAAGGUUGCGUGCUAAUUCAAUUGAGAUAAGUGAGAUUGAGGUAGGUGUCAGUAAUAAUAAAAUAAAAAUACGUAGGCUGGAAGAAGACGUGGGCAAACUGGAGGAUAAAGUGCGACGACUAACAGAUAAACUGAUAGAAUUUGAUUUAAAUAUUGAAAUUCAAUUAGUAAUGGAAAUGAGGCAAGUGGAGAUUGAUUUGUGUGCCAGCAGAGAAGACGCUAAAAAUGCAGACCUAAUUCCGCGUGAGCGAGUAGAGGAGGUCAUUAAAAAAGUCAUCACGGCCGCUGAAUAUAAAUUAAAAAUUUUGCAGAAGGUCACAAGUUUCAAUCGCGGCCUAGUUAUCAAGGAGUGGGAGCACAAAGUUCUGCGUAUGAGGAUGGAUGACUUUUUCUCCGAGCUUCGGGAUGUCAAGACCUUCGUUGUCACCAAAGACACGAGGGUGCUGCUGAGAAGGAUGUUCGAGGGUUUGAAAGACGACAAAACUCCUCAGCAGCUUGCGAGGGAACUCGCGGCGAUUAAAAAUACUCAUGACAAAUUUUUAAAGCAAGCCUUGGCGAGGGUUCGAGAGAUUGAAGCCAAAGUCCAGGCCGUGAGAAAAGACAAUCAGCGACUGGAUAAAAAAAUCACGCACAUGAAUGCGGCAGAAGUGGAAGUGAAAGAAGAAAUAGAAGUAUUAGAUGGAAAUGGAUUAAAGAUGGACGAUAAGAAAUGA